CAACUCCAGAAAUUGACAGAUUCUAUGGAAAUUUUGUUUAUUUACGUACUUUUUGUUCUGUGGAAAAUUUCAUUUGUAAUUUAUGGAAUAUUCAUUUGAUUAGAAUUAAAAUUAUUUUAAACUAUUUUUAAAAAAUGAGUUUCUCAGUAAGAGAUAUAUGUGAAGAUACCAAAAUGGCCAGAGAAUAUGCUCUUCUAGGAAAUUAUGAAACAGCUUUAGUUUAUUAUCAGGGAGCAGUGCAACAAAUUCACCGACUAUUAGUUACUAUCACAGAUUCAAUUCGAAAAGAAAGGUGGCAGCAGAUUCAGCAGAAGAUUGCCCAAGAAUAUGAAGCAGUCAAAGCUAUGCAGAAUGUACUCACUGAGUUCAAUACUGAGUUGAGUAUUGACAGAGCUAUAUCAGGAAGGCAAUCCUAUGGCAUUACCAACAUUCCAAUUGAUAUUGCUUUACCAGAUGAUAUAUGGCCUCCACCUGCACCUAGAGAUCCUGAUGUAUGGCCUCCACCAACCCCAGUGGAGCAUAAACAUGGACCACCUGUACGACCAAUACGAGCUGUAAAAAGAAAUGAACCUACCAAAACUACAAGUCGAAGUGGAGCAAGUGGCAACACUCGUUCAAAUAAUGAAAGGACUAAGAAAAGUGGCAGUGACUCAAGAUCUAAGAAAGAGGAAAAAGGGCGGAAAGAUAGUAAAAAAGAAGACAGUAAAGAGGAAAAAGAAGAAGAGAAGAAAUUUGAUGGUUCUGGUUAUGAUAGAGAACUUGUGGAUAUGUUGGAACGAGAUAUCCUUCAGAAAAAUCCUAGUGUUCGCUGGGAUGAUAUUGCUGAUCUUGAAGAAGCUAAGAAAUUGUUGGAGGAAGCAGUAGUCUUACCCAUGUGGAUGCCAGACUUUUUCAAAGGAAUAAGACGACCUUGGAAAGGCGUUUUGAUGGUUGGUCCACCUGGCACAGGAAAAACUAUGUUAGCAAAAGCAGUUGCAACAGAAUGCAAAACAACUUUUUUCAAUGUAUCCUCAUCUACUCUCACUUCUAAGUACAGAGGAGAAUCAGAAAAGCUAGUUCGUCUCCUUUUUGAAAUGGCUAGAUUUUAUGCUCCCAGCACAAUAUUUAUUGAUGAAAUAGAUUCUCUUUGCUCUCGGAGAGGAUCUGAUUCUGAACAUGAAGCUAGCAGAAGAGUAAAAUCUGAACUGCUAAUUCAAAUGGAAGGUAUAACAAGUACAGAAGACCCAAGUAAAGUUGUCAUGGUCUUAGCUGCAACUAAUUUUCCUUGGGACAUAGAUGAAGCUCUCCGAAGAAGGUUGGAAAAACGAAUUUACAUACCUCUACCAAAUGCUUUUGGCCGCGAAGCACUCUUGAAGAUCAAUUUAAGAGAAGUUGAAGUUUCUCCUGACUUGGAUUUAGAAGAAAUUGCCAAUAGUUUAGAUGGUUAUUCUGGUGCUGAUAUAACAAAUGUUUGCAGAGAUGCUUCCAUGAUGGCUAUGCGAAGAAAAAUUGCAGGACUGACUCCUGAAGAAAUCAGAAAUUUACCAAAAGAAGAGCUAGAACUUCCUGUAAGUCCAGAGGACUUUAGAGAAGCUAUUAAGAAAAUCAAUAAAUCUGUCAGCAAGGAGGAUUUGGAAAAAUAUGAUAAAUGGAUGGCUGAAUUUGGUUCGACAUAAAGUCAGCAUUGAUUCCUGAAUUACAUAAGCUGAAUUAUAAAUUCCAUCCAUUUUAAAGACUAAUGUGUAGAGAGGAAUUGUACUUGUAGAAGUUUACACAAUUAGAAAUAUAAAUUCUUCACAUUUUUUAUAUGCAAAAUUUUGUUCAAAAACAUUUAUUUCUCUGUUGCAUAUUAUUGUUUUACAAGCAGGAAUCAACAUGCAUAUAGAAAGUAUUUACUAGAGAGGGAAUUCUCAUGGCAAUAAUGUCAAUCAUUAAAUUUUCAGUAUUUAGUUAAAAUGCUAAAUGUAUGCAAUCAUAUACCUAUUAGUGUUAAAUCACUUAAAAAAAAAAACUUGUAACUUUUUAAGUACUGAUAAUUAAUAACUGAAUAAUGCACUACAGUUUAGUUAAAUAAUAGAAAUUUACAAUGAACUCUAUUUUUAGAGAUUAUAUUUAUUAAAUAUAGAUAUGAAAAAGUAAAAAGGAUGUUAAAGUACUGAACCGAGGAAAUGAUCUUAAAAGAAAUUCUUCUCUGGAUAUUUUCAGUCUUAAUUAAUAGUAGAAUUCAAAACAUUUGAAAACUAAUAUUAUUAAAUAAAUAUAUAUAUUUGUUUAUUUUUAGAAAUAAUGUAUACAUAGGUGUAAACUAAAAAAAAAUAAUAUUUUUGUAUUUAUUUAAAUAACGUUUUGCUUAUUGAUGUUUUGUUUUCUUCAAAGUAUUUAGUAUAUUGACUAUUCAUGGGAACAAGCUGCUGUAAAUAAAUUAUUUUUGUACUAUUUAAUUGCUACAGGCUGUUGAGCUUUUAACAAAAUUUGUUUUUAAUUCAAUGCAUUAAGGGAAUAUAGCAUGUAUGAGCUUCUUAACUGUGAUCAAUAAAAUAUGAAGGUUUUAUUUAUUAU
Molecule: messenger RNA, 2538 nt
Organism: Argiope bruennichi
Lineage: Eukaryota; Metazoa; Arthropoda; Arachnida; Araneae; Araneidae
Gene: Kat60
Product: katanin p60 ATPase-containing subunit A-like 1
Exons: 10
Coding region: 135-1655 (506 amino acids)
Biological process (GO): microtubule severing
Cellular component (GO): microtubule cytoskeleton
Molecular function (GO): ATP hydrolysis activity; ATP binding; microtubule binding
Source: RefSeq, a predicted model, not a curated record